CCUAUGUGUCCAUGCACACAUAGGCUGUAAUCAGCAUUUUUGGCUGAAAAAAAACCCCAGAACUACUAAUCCUUCAUAUCUCACAUCUGGAGGGCUGCUGGGGAUGCAAAAAUGCACUGUAGUAGCCAGGGGCGGACUGACAACUCAUGGGGCCCCCGGGCAAUAGGGGAUCAUGGGGCCCCUGUGUCCUCGCCAACACCCAAAAAAGCCAAUGAAAAGGUACCAGGGGCAUCUCAUGGGGCCCCUACUGACCCCGGGCCCUUGGGCAGUACCCGAGCGCUCGAAUGGUCAGUCCACCCC
Messenger RNA from Staurois parvus, 300 nucleotides. The record is from the annotation of a GenBank genome assembly. NCBI's taxonomy places the organism in Eukaryota, Metazoa, Chordata, Amphibia, Anura, Ranidae.